Molecule: messenger RNA, 987 nt
Organism: Chironomus riparius
Lineage: Eukaryota; Metazoa; Arthropoda; Insecta; Diptera; Chironomidae
Source: the annotation of a GenBank genome assembly
AGCAAAGCUAUAAAAUAAAUCAGUUGACUCAAUUCUUCUUGACAAGCACACAACUUUGAUAACUGCAGUGAAAUAAAAAAUGUCAAAAAUAAUUUUAAUCGCAAUUUUCGUCAUCAACAUUUUAAGGUCAUCGGCAUCGCCUAUAAAAUCUCAAAAAACGUUCACAAUUCGUGAGAAAUAUGAGGAAAUUGUUGAUAGAUUCAUAAAUGACAAUGCCACUGCCAGUGCAUUUUUCCGACUCAAAGACAAAGACUGCUUGGAACAGCUAUUGAAGCUUAAAACUCUAAACACAGAAAUAACAAAAAAGUUCUGGAAAUUCGACAUCGAAGCUAUUUUAGAAGGUGCGGCAGCAAGUUGUAAUGAAGAUGCUGUAAAGGAAUCAUUUAAGAACAUGAUGAUGAUAGUUGAGCCAUUUGGUGAACGGUACCUUAACCCAAAUGUCAAUUGCUUUAAGAAUGAGCUGUACAAAUUGGAACCAACGGCAACAAUACUGGAUGGAUUCACACCAAGUCAAGAAUUAGAAAAUUCAGAAGUCUGCAAAGAAAAGGUUGGAUUAUUAAGCUCUCUAAUUGAGAAAUCAAUCAAGGCAUUAAGAAAGUCUACCGAGUAUCCACAAUGCUUAUCAGCUGCAGAUUCUUUCAACAUUAAAGUUCUGAAAUUAAAGCUUCACAUUAUUAAAGGUGAUGACAUAACCGAUCAAAAAGUAAAAGAAGAAACUCUUAAGGUUGCUAAAUAUUCUAUUUAUGGAACUAAGUCAACAUUCGAGUGCAUUAUGGAUGAGGUCAGCAAAUCUGUGUAGAAGGUUUUGUGGUAGUGAGGUUGUCAAGUGAUGUGGAUAGCUUUGGAAAUAACUGUUAAAAUAAAUUAAAGUAAACAAAAAUGUGAUUAAAAUCUUUUUAAAUUUUUCGAAAAAGAAUUUUUUUACUUUCGAAAAAGAAUUUUUUAUUUUCGAAAAUAAUUUUUUCACUUUCGAAAAUGAAUUUUUUU